AUGUCACGUCCGCAGGGCCCCUCAAGAAAUGGCGGGGAGAGAGUCGCGACCUCGCGGUUUGUGGAAGACGACGACGUGACAGACGACUUCGUCGCUCCGCCGGGAGACGCUGUCCGCGGUGCGAAGCUUUUCAAGAAGCACUGCGCGCAAUGUCACUCGAUCUUUCCCGACGGCCGACAUCUGAUUGCGGGCAACACCUCCUGGGGACCGACCCUCUGGAAUGUGUACAUGAGAACAGCAGGUGUUGAGAAGGACUCCGCCUGCUCGCCAAUCAGCGCGCACAUCACCGAUUCGGGAGUCGUGUGGAACGACGCCAACCUCAUGCGGUACAUGAAGAACCCGAAGAUGUUCAUCAACGGCGUCGUCGGCAUGAACUUCUUCGGAAUUAGCAACUUCCAAGACCGAGUGGACAUCCUGCACUAUCUUCGCACACUGACGUGGUCGCAUCCGAACGGCAAGAAGAUCCUCGAUAUCAUGUCUUCAGAGAACGGACCGAAAGCAUGA
This is a messenger RNA of Besnoitia besnoiti, 504 nucleotides long. Its product is annotated as putative cytochrome c. Gene Ontology annotation, cellular component: mitochondrial intermembrane space. Lineage: Eukaryota; Apicomplexa; Conoidasida; Eucoccidiorida; Sarcocystidae. Gene Ontology annotation, biological process: mitochondrial electron transport, cytochrome c to oxygen; mitochondrial electron transport, ubiquinol to cytochrome c. The transcript is spliced from 2 exons. Gene Ontology annotation, molecular function: heme binding; electron transfer activity. Bases 1 to 504 code for a protein of 167 amino acids. The record is from RefSeq and is a predicted model, not a curated record.